AUGGAGAACAACAGUGAACGACAGCCGGGCCGGAGUUAUGUAUCAGAAGAUGGAAGUGCUGGUGACUACCAAGGCGAGAGCAGCCAAGAAGGACAAGAGGAUGACUCGAGGAAGAGGAAACGACUACCUAUAACAACGAGCUGUGAGCUUUGCCGAACACGAAAAGUUAAAUGCGACCGCGCAGAGCCCAGCUGCGGUUGGUGCACUCGCAACGGCCGCGUUUGCAUUUACAAAGAGAGGCAGCGACCUGGGUUUCGAGCUGGAUAUGGCCGCGAGCUCGAGCAGAAGAUCAACAGACUUGAGGCCAUGUUACAAUUGUUGGGUCGGCGGCUAGAGCUCCACAUUAUUGAGCAUGAAUCAGAACAGCAAUCACAAGCCCCUCCCCCAUCUCAUCUGGCAGCGAAUCAGGGUGGAUUCACCCCGGAUUCUGAGCUUCGUCGCUCAGCACCAACAGACACUUCGUCACAAGAGCCGUCGGCGAGUAUGGAGAAUCGGCAUAUCGACAGAGCGGGAUACGAGAGAACGCAGUGUUCCCGGCCCUCUGGAUCGAUCUCGGUGCAAUCUCUGAUGAAUGUGAAUGCUCGAGAGAGCACGAACACUCCUAGGUCUUCUAGUACUAUUGGCCUAACUGCAGGAGGAAUGCAUGAAGCUCCUACAGAAAUAGAUUUACCACCGCAAGAUACCCUAUACACGAUUGUUGACUUGUAUUUCAAGCAUGUCAAUCCCUGGUGUCCGAUUCUUGAUCGAAAGGCAACACUUGAUAGAUUAUUUGGAUCUUCCGUAUGUCAUGAAGCUGAUCGUAUUCUUCUGCAAGCCAUUGUGCAGACAACACUACGGUUUUACAAAGAUCAGAGUUUAACCCCUAAGUGGCGAGAGCAAUACCAUACCACCUCGAAACAGAAAAUUUUGCUCUAUGCCUUUGAGCACACGAGCAUUGAUGCGCUUCAGGCUCUUAUGAUUCUGGCUCUGAACGUACUUGGGAAAUCAUACGGCCCACAGAGCUGGACUCUGUUGAGCAUGAUAGUGAGGAAUGUCAUACAACUUGGGCUUGGGACGGAGCGGGGAGUGACUCUUGGUCCCCCUAGUUAUCAAUCGCCCGGUACAUUGCAGGAGUUCGCCCUGCCUCAACCAACCUCCUGGCUUGAAAGUGAAGGGCGGAGGCGACUGUUUUGGAUGACUUAUAUCCUGGAUCGAUAUGCGUGUGUCGAUGCGGGAUCUGAUUUUACGCUCGAUGAACAGCAAACAGAUCGGUCAUUACCUUGCAGGUACGACUUAUUUUCCAAAAACCAGGCGGUUGAAACCAGGCGGUUUAUUGGACCCGAGCGAUCGGAGAUUACCGUGAACCACCCCGAGAAUCUGGGUAGCUUCUCCUAUCAUUGUGAAGUUCUACGGAUUCUAAGCCGUAUCCACAAAUUCCUGCGCCAUCCCAUCGAUGUUGCCUCCCCUGCAGACGUCGAGAGAUGGCAAGCUACAUAUCGUGAACUUGACCGCGAGCUUGACAGGUGGCUUUAUAAUUUACCAGAUGAUUACAGUCGGAUUUCUCAACUCUGUCAUUCAAGUCCGACUAGCAGGAUAUCUAAUUGGAUCAUGCUCCAUGCAGCCUUCGUGAUUUCCGUUUUACGACUCCAUUCGUGCGCUGCCUACCCAACAGUGCGUUCGCAUAUCUUCUACCCGUCAUUUAAUGCGAUGCAACGCUGUAUUGCCGCGGUUGAGAGUUUGCGGGAGAUCGUGCAGGAUGUCGUUAAUACGGGGAUGCUGGAUCUUCUCGGCCCUCACUUUGCCUUUUCGCUGUGGGUGUCAGCGAGGGUGUUGUUGGUUGAUGCCUCGGUCACGAAUACCGAUAUUAAUGUCAACAUUUGGUUUUUCAUGUCAACACUAGAGAAAAUGGGACAGUUUUGGGGUGUCGCACGGAAGUACGCCCAGAUUCUAGAGCGCAUAUUACGAGAGUGUCAAGAAGCCAAACGUGCCGUGGCAAUGACUCCAUCUACAUCUGCUUCCUCACAUUCUCCCCAAUUGUUGGGUCCUAAGUCGCUCAUAGAUAUGCGGCGAAACGCAUACGACCUCAGCAUUCUCCUCUCCCAAAGAUCCGCAUCAGCUCUCCAACCACCAUCCGUAAAAGUUCCCGCACCAAACGAGCUCGAAUAUUACGAGGUCUUCGAUUUCUUCAACUAUCCACGCACAUCCGUGGCAGUUGCAAACCACCCCCAUUCACUUCCCCCCACUAGUGCUGAGUCUGAGCAGUCGGUCAAUAACCCCGUCGAAAACUGGUCGCGGCCGAAAACCCAUUUUGUAUCCACAAACUUCGUGUAUUCUCGCUCAGACCCCGAUUGGCUUGCCUUCCAGCCCCCGCAGGAUUAG
Messenger RNA from Blastomyces dermatitidis ER-3, 2358 nucleotides. RefSeq names its product C6 transcription factor. Gene Ontology annotation, molecular function: DNA-binding transcription factor activity, RNA polymerase II-specific; zinc ion binding; DNA binding. The record is from RefSeq and is a predicted model, not a curated record. Bases 1 to 2358 code for a protein of 785 amino acids. Gene Ontology annotation, cellular component: nucleus. Gene Ontology annotation, biological process: regulation of DNA-templated transcription; DNA-templated transcription. NCBI's taxonomy places the organism in Eukaryota, Fungi, Ascomycota, Eurotiomycetes, Onygenales, Ajellomycetaceae. The transcript is spliced from 3 exons.